AUGGCUGAGGAGAAUGGCUUGGAUGGUGAUGCAAGGAUCCAUCAAGCCACCACCUCUUCACCAAACAACGGUGAUGAGAGGCACCUCGGCGGUAACGGGAAUCAAGAACAAGCAGAGAAGAGCAAAGAAGAUGAGAAAAGUAAAUCAGUUCCGUUUUUUAAGCUCUUCUCGUUUGCAGAUUCUACUGAUUUCCUGUUGAUGUUCUUGGGCUCACUUGGUGCAAUUGGGAACGGUAUGGCCAUGCCCCUCAUGACUUUACUGUUGGGAGAUGUGAUCAAUGCAUUUGGGAACAACCAGCUUAGCAAAAACAUGACUGAUUUGGUCUCCAAGGUCUCUCUGAAGUAUGUCUACUUAGCAGUGGGUUCUGGAAUAGCAGCCUUCCUUCAGGUGACUUGCUGGAUAGUCACAGGGGAAAGACAGGCAUCGCGUAUAAGGAGUAUGUAUUUGAAAACUAUAUUGAGACAAGACAUUGCUUUCUUCGACAAGGAAACAAACACGGGAGAGGUUAUCGGUAGAAUGUCCGGUGACACUGUUCUUAUACAAGAUGCAAUGGGUGAAAAGGUUGGAAAAUUUCUGCAGCUGAUGGCAACAUUCAUAGGAGGCUUUGCAGUGGCAUUUAUUAAAGGAUGGCUCCUAGCCCUUGUCAUGUUAUCCGCUAUUCCCCUCCUAGUGCUAGCUGGGGCAAGCAUGGCCCUUUUUAUAUCCAAGAUGGCAGCUCGUGGACAAAAUGCUUAUGCAGAAGCAGCAAAUGUUGUAGAACAGACAAUUGGCGGAAUCAGAACUGUUGCAUCAUUUACUGGGGAGAAGAGAGCUAUAGAUAUUUACAACCAGCUUCUUCUGGUUGCUUACCAAUCGGGUGUAAAAGAAGGCAUUUUUUCGGGAUUUGGUGUUGGUAUUGUUAUGUUAAUUGUGUUCGCUAGUUAUGCCAUGGCUAUAUGGUUUGGUGCAAAGAUGGUGUUGGAAAAAGGAUAUAAUGGGGGUGAAGUGAUUAAUGUGAUUGUUGCUGUUUUGACUGGUUCCAUGUCUCUGGGACAAGCAUCUCCCUGCUUGAGUGCUUUUGCCGCCGGUCGAGCUGCAGCAUACAAGAUGUUUGAGACUAUUAAUAGGCAGCCAGAGAUAGAUGCUUAUGAUACAAGAGGAAAAGUGUUGGACGACAUUCAUGGAGACAUAGAAUUGCGGGAUGUGUAUUUCAGUUAUCCAGCCAGGCCAGAUGAGCCAAUAUUUAGUGGAUUCUCUCUUUCAAUCCCAAGUGGCACAACAGCAGCUUUGGUCGGGCAUAGUGGAAGUGGGAAGUCAACAGUGAUCAGUCUGGUCGAGAGAUUUUAUGAUCCCCUAGCUGGAGAAGUUCUUAUCGAUGGCAUUAACAUCAAAGAGCUUCAACUUAAAUGGAUCAGAGAAAAACUGGAACCAGUGUUGUUUGCAUCCAGCAUCAAGGAGAAUAUUGCAUAUGGGAAGGAUGGUGCAACAAUUGAAGAUAUAAGAGCUGCAGCUGAACUUGCCAAUGCUGCCAAAUUCAUUGAUAAACUACCUCAGGGUUUUGACACCAUGGUUGGCGAGCAUGGAACUCAGCUUUCUGGUGGACAGAAGCAGAGAAUUGCAAUAGCCAGAGCAAUCUUGAAGAACCCUCGGAUUUUACUUUUAGAUGAAGCUACAAGUGCCCUUGAUGCAGAAUCUGAGAGGGUAGUGCAAGAGGCAUUGGACAAGAUUAUGGUUGACCGAACUACUGUUAUUGUUGCCCAUCGAUUGACCACUGUGAGAAAUGCUGAUAUGAUUGCUGUCAUCCAUCGAGGAAAGAUGGUUGAAAGAGGUACACAUUCAGAACUUCUUCAGGAUCCUGAUGGAGCAUACUCUCAGCUUGUACGCUUACAAGAAAUAAACAGAGAAUCAGACCAAGCAGCACAUGAAUCAGAAAUUACUAUGGAAUCGUUUAGACAAUCAAGUCAAAGAAGAUCAGUUCGACGAUCCAUAAGUCGAUCCAUAAGCCGAGGAUCAUCAAUAGGUAGCAGCCGUCACUCUUUCUCCCUCCCAUUUGGUUUGGCUACAGGAUUCAGCGUCCGUGACAACACCUAUGGAGAGCCAGAAGAUAUUCUGCCAGUAGAAGAUGCUCCAGAGGUCCCAAUCAGCCGCCUUGCCUCUCUCAACAAGCCAGAAAUUCCAGUUCUUAUUAUUGGCGCUAUUGCAGCAUGCAUCCAUGGUACAAUACUACCGAUUUAUGGGACACUAAUGUCCAAAGCAAUCAAAACAUUUUUCCAACCACCGCAUGAACUGAGAAAGGAUUCAAAAUUCUGGGCACUAAUGUUUUUGACGCUUGGUGUGGCUGCAUUUCUGGUAAUUCCAGUGAGAUCAUACUUCUUUUCAGUGGCCGGGUGUAAGUUAAUCCAGAGGAUUAGAUCAAUGUGUUUUGAUAAGGUGGUUAACAUGGAGGUUAGCUGGUUUGACGAGCCUGAGCACUCAAGUGGUGCAAUUGGCGCUAGGCUCGCAGCAGAUGCCGCAACAGUACGUUCUCUGGUGGGAGAUCAAUUAGCUGCUAUUGUUCAAAAUAUUGCAACAGUAACAGCAGCUAUGAUCAUUGCUUUUACUGCAAGCUGGCAACUAGCACUUGUUAUCCUUGCAUUGAUCCCUCUGAUAGGCAUCAAUGGAGUUAUCCAAAUGAAGUUCAUGAAAGGAUUCAGCGCAGAUGCAAAGAUGAUGUAUGAAGAAGCAAGCCAAGUUGCUAACGAUGCAGUUUGUAGCAUAAGAACAGUUGCUUCCUUCUGUUCUGAAGAAAAGGUGAUGCAACUUUAUCUAGGAAAAUGUCAAGGUCCCAUGAAAGCAGGAGUAAGGCUAGGAUUCGUCAGUGGCAUUGGAUUUGGAGUAUCUUCUUUCUUACUGUAUUGUUUCUAUGCGACUAGUUUCUAUGCUGGAGCUCGGCUAGUUGACACCGGCCACAUAACCUUCCAAGAUGUUUUUCAAGUUUUCUUUGCUUUGACAUUGGCAUCUGUUGGAAUUUCUCAUUCAAGCACAUUCACUACCGAUACCACCAAAGCGAAAAGUGCUGCUGCUUCUGUAUUUUCAAUCAUAGACCGGAAGUCAAAGAUAGACCCUAGCGACGAUUCGGGAAUAACAUUAGAAAAUGUGAAGGGAGAAAUUGAGCUUCGUCAUGUGAGCUUUAAGUAUCCAACUAGGCCAGACAUUCAAAUCUUCCGAGACAUUAGCUUGUUUAUGCGUGCUGGGAAGACUGUUGCUCUGGUUGGAGAAAGUGGGAGUGGGAAAUCAACAGUGAUUGCAUUGUUGCAAAGAUUUUAUGAUCCAGAUUCAGGUCGCAUCACGCUUGAUGGAACUGAAAUUCAAAAGCUACAACUAAAGUGGUACAGGCAGCAAAUGGGGCUCGUAGGCCAGGAGCCUGUUUUGUUCAAUGACACAAUCCGUGCCAACAUUGCAUAUGGAAAGGGAGGAAAUGCAACUGAGGCAGAAAUUAUAUCUGCAGCAGAGUUGGCCAAUGCCCACAAGUUCAUUAGUAGUUUACAACAGGGAUAUGAUACUGGAGUAGGAGACCGCGGAGUCCAGUUAUCUGGGGGGCAGAAGCAAAGGGUAGCCAUUGCCCGCGCCAUAGUAAAAAAUCCAAAGAUUUUACUAUUAGAUGAGGCUACAAGUGCAUUAGAUGCUGAAUCUGAAAGAGUGGUUCAAUCUGCAUUAGACCGUGUCAUGGUAAACAGGACUACAGUUAUUGUAGCCCAUCGAUUAUCCACAGUCAGACAUGCAGAUUUAAUAGCAGUGGUUAAAAAUGGAGUUAUUGUAGAGAGAGGAAGGCAUGAAUCUUUGAUCAAAAUUAAAGAUGGUUUCUAUGCCUCCUUAGUGGCACUUCACGAAAGUGCAAAAACUGCAUGA
Messenger RNA from Dovyalis caffra, 3867 nucleotides. NCBI's taxonomy places the organism in Eukaryota, Viridiplantae, Streptophyta, Magnoliopsida, Malpighiales, Salicaceae. The record is from the annotation of a GenBank genome assembly.